Messenger RNA from Phymastichus coffea, 1041 nucleotides. RefSeq names its product homeobox protein ceh-28-like. The coding region runs from base 111 to 938 and encodes 275 amino acids. The transcript has 5 exons. Gene Ontology annotation, molecular function: DNA binding; DNA-binding transcription factor activity, RNA polymerase II-specific. The record is from RefSeq and is a predicted model, not a curated record. Gene Ontology annotation, biological process: regulation of DNA-templated transcription. Lineage: Eukaryota; Metazoa; Arthropoda; Insecta; Hymenoptera; Eulophidae.
UGAAUAAAGUGUAUUAUUAGUUGGAUUAACGAAUUUUGAAAUGAAAAGUUGGAAAAUUACUCGAUUUUGUCAAUUCACGUCACAUUAAUAGAUCGACAACUCUGAAGCCGAUGAAGUCGGAAGAAAUGGAUUCUUCGACAUCAAGCCCAGAGCCGGUUGAAAUAAUGGAUGAGUCGACGCAUGCUUCUACGUCAUCGUCUGAUUCGGACCACGUUCUCAGACGAACACCACCAAGUUCAAACAAAACGUCGGUUACUUUUUCCAUAGACAAUAUCCUUAGGAAAACAAAGUCAAAUGAUAGAGAUAAUGCUUUUGGAAAAAAGACACCCGAAGAAGGCGGAACAAGUUUGAGCUUCGAUAUGCAACAUUUAGACACAACUAGUGAAUUAUAUCACACGGCGAGCCUACAAUUUCCCGAGACGAAUUUAGCUGAUACCUCGAACUAUUCCGCAGCAUCCCUGGCUUCAGCGUCGCUUCUGUACAACAGUUGGUUCGUCCAAUCGAAACCCGGUCAAAUAUUUGGUCUACAAGCGCCAAAGCCGGCUGGUAGGCGAUCAAGGAAACCCGGUAUCGACCGCAAACCCCGUCAGGCCUACAGCGCGAAGCAGCUCGAAAGGCUAGAGGCUGAAUUCAAAAUUGACAAAUACCUAAGCGUGAGCAAGCGCAUGGAGCUGUCCAAGUGUCUGAAUCUGACCGAAGUACAGAUAAAGACGUGGUUUCAGAAUCGCCGGACCAAGUGGAAGAAGCAGUUGACAUCGCGACUGAAACUCGCUCACAGGCAGGGUCUCUUUCAACCCACCUACUUUCCUUCAGCCGCUGCUGCUCAGUACCCAUUUUUACCGUAUUACGCUGCGGCCGCUGCGGCUGCUGGCCCAUUGGUCUUCGCUUCGGCAGCUAACAAUGCGGAAACGACGACUGAAACCGAAACCUGCGGUUGAAUCUUUUGUUUAUCGUCUUUUUCUUAUCUCCCUUACUUCAUAUGAAAAAAAAUAUUUAUAAUUAUCGUACGUUAACGCCAGCUGAGUGUAUUAUAUAAUGUAG